AUGGACCCGUCCCGGAUGCUGUACUAAACCCGGACAGGAUGUGGCUUUGAAGUACGUUACCAAAAUGUGUUAGCUAAGAACAACGACUUGUAAGCAUCAUGACAAAAACAUGUUCCCCCAAGAAAAAAUAGCAUUUGUAUCAAAGUAGAGGAUCGUGGCGGGGAUGUGGCUACGUUAUGGGAAACGUUUUCGGGAGAAAGAGUCGCCCUUCUCGAGUUACAGAACAAGACCGAGCGAUUCUGCAACUGAAACAGCAGAGAGAUAAACUUAAGCAUUACCAGAAGAGAGUCACCCUGCAGCUGGAGAAGGAGAGGAGUCUGGCCAAGCAGCUGCUGAAGGAUGGAAAGAAAGAGAAGGCACUGGUUCUUCUCAAGAAGAAGCGUUAUCAGGAUCAACUGCUAGACAAGACUGAGAAGCAGAUAUCAAACCUGGAACGCAUGGUUCAAGACAUUGAGUUUGUCCAGAUCGAGAUGAAAGUCAUUGAGGGGCUGAAGGUUGGAAAUGACUGUCUGAAGAGUAUGCAUGAGGCCAUGUCACUAGAGGACGUGGAGAGGAUCAUGGAUGAGACCCAGGAUGCUAUAGAAUACCAGAGGCAAAUAGAUGAGAUGCUGUCAGGCUCCCUGACUCAGGAGGAUGAGGAUGCUGUGCUAUCUGAGCUGGAGGCUAUCACUCAGGGUGAAGAUGUAGACCUACCAGAGGUCCCCACUGAGCCUCUACCAGAGGUCCCAGAACCAGCUGAGACAGAGCCAGAGAGAAGACCAGCAAGGAACAAGGAGAACAGAGAGAUGCUGGCAGCGUAGAGACAAGACUCAACAAUAACAACAGUAGAUGGAGCUAGUCCAACUGACUCAAUAACAGUAGCUGUGGAUGGAGCUAGUCCAACUGACUCAAUAACAGUAGCUGUGGAUGGAGCUAGUCCAACUGACUCAACAACAUCAAUAUCAACAGUAGCUGUGGAUGGAGCUAGUCCAACUGACUCAACAACAGUAGCUGUGGAUGGAGCUAGUCCAACUGACUCAAUAUCAACAGUAGCUGUGGAUGGAGCUAGUCCAACUGACUCAACAACAGUAGCUGUGGAUGGAGCUAGUCCAACUGUCUCAACAACAGUAGCUGUGAAUGGAGCUAGUCCAACUGACUCAACAACAUCAACAGUAGCUGUGGAUGGAGCUAGUCCAACUGUCUCAACAACAGUAGCUGUGGAUGGAGCUAGUCCAACUGACUCAAUAACAACAACAGUAGCUGUGGAUGGAGCUAGUCCAACUGACUCAAUAACAACAACAGUAGCUGUGGAUGGAGCUAGUCCAACUGACUCAACAACAUCAACAGUAGCUGUGGAUGGAGCUAGUCCAACUGACUCAAUAACAACAGUAGCUGUGGAUGGAGCUAGUCCAACUGACUCAACAACAACAACAGUAGCUGUGGAUGGAGCUAGUCCAACUGACUCAAUAACAUCAACAGUAGCAGCUGUGGAUGGAGCUAUUCCAACUGACUCAACAACAUCAACAGCUGUGGAUGGAGCUAGUCCAACUGUCUCAACAACAGUAGCUGUGGAUGGAGCUAGUCCAACUGACUCAACAACAGUAGCUGUGGAUGGAGCUAGUCCAACUGACUCAACAACAGUAGCUGUGGAUGGAGCUAGUCCAACUGACUCAACAACAGUAGCUGUGGAUGGAGCUAGUCCAACUGACUCAACAACAUCAAUAUCAACAGUAGCUGUGGAUGGAGCUAGUCCAACUGUUUCAACAACAGUAGCUGUGGAUGGAGCUAGUCCAACUGACUCAACAACAUCAACAGUAGCUGUGGAUGGAGCUAGUCCAACUGACUCAACAACAUCAACAGUAGCUGUGGAUGGAGCUAGUCAUCAUGCUGGUCUCUCACUGCAUGGAGGAGCAGAAUUCAUCCAGACUCAUUCUGCUGGUCUGUCCAGUCCCUGAUCCCUCUCUGUAUCAUAGAAUGGAGUGCAGGUACGCCAGAAGUACACAUUCCUCUUCGUAAAAACUUUAUUGUCCCAACGUUGGACAAUAUGAUAUGUAGCAAAAACAGGAACAAAUGUGUACAAGCAGACCCCCCCCCCCCCCCCCGAGGCCUAGGAGAACACCUAGGAGAACACCUAGGGGAACACUUAGGGGAACACCUAGGAGAACACUUAGGGGAACACCUAGGAGAACACCUAGGGGAACACCUAGGGGAACACCUAGGAGAACACCUAGGAGAACACUUAGGAGAACACUUAGGAGAACACCUAGGAGAACACCUAGGAGAACACCUAGGAGAACACCUAGGAGAACACCUAGGAGAACACCUAGGAGAACACCUAGGAGAACACCUAGGAGAACACCUAGGAGAACACUUAGGAGAACACUUAGGAGAACACUUAGGAGAACACCUGGGAGAACACCUGGGAGAACACCUAGGAGAACACCUAGGAGAACACUUGUUCUGAAGUCUCCUCUGGUCACUGCCUUUCUAAUGAUGAAUUAAACACUAAAGGGAAAAUGAUUGCCGUCUCAGUAUAUGGUUUGGAUUGAAUGGUAGCAUGUUGUCACUGUACAAAUUCCUUUAUAAUUCACACGACUGAAAAAUGAAGUUAGACGUAACCGACGAUAGAUGUCAUUUUAAAACCAUUGUUUUCCAUAAUUAAAAGGCAGAUCUGUGGCUUACAGACAA
This is a messenger RNA of Salvelinus fontinalis (brook trout), 2667 nucleotides long. Its product is annotated as charged multivesicular body protein 6-like. The coding region runs from base 177 to 800 and encodes 207 amino acids. Gene Ontology annotation, biological process: vesicle budding from membrane; late endosome to vacuole transport via multivesicular body sorting pathway. Gene Ontology annotation, cellular component: ESCRT III complex; multivesicular body. The transcript has 8 exons. The record is from RefSeq and is a predicted model, not a curated record. Lineage: Eukaryota; Metazoa; Chordata; Actinopteri; Salmoniformes; Salmonidae.